AUAGAAUUCUCAUAACUCCUCACCUAAAGCCAUACAACUUCCUAUAAAACUCCUCACAAGCCAAAGCCUCCCCACCUCUCUCUCCCUCUCUCUCUUGCUGCUGAGGAGCUGUAGCAUUUCGUUUUGUUGAGCUAGGCAAUGGGAAAGAAACUAAACCAUGUGAUGUUCUUUUUUCUGAUGAUGUUUCUUCUAUUAGCAGAGAUUCAUGCUACCAUCAGUGAGUCUCCAAGUCCUCAACCACAACCAACAGGGAACUUUCCCAAGUAUGGUAUAACUCCAGGAAGCCUUCAUCCCCAAGAAUGUGGUCCACGUUGCAGCGUUCGAUGCUCAAAAACGGCAUUCAAGAAGCCAUGCAUGUUCUUCUGCCAGAAGUGUUGUGCCAAGUGCUUGUGUGUGCCUGCAGGAACUUACGGAAACAAGCAGUCCUGCCCUUGCUACAAUAACUGGAAAACUAAGAGAGGAGGACCUAAAUGUCCUUGAUCACUGUCCUUCUUUUUAACUCCUUGAUCAUAUUCAUUCAACACCUACUAUUUGUGUGUAGUUCUUAGAAUUUGUUUUUUCGUUUGUUUCAUUGGAGCUUUUACUUGGACUUUGCUGUUUAAGACUGGUCUUUUAACGUCACAAUUGGGUUCCCCAUUCACUCUAUCAUGAACUUGCUCCUUUCUUAUAAGGUGUAG
This is a messenger RNA of Ilex paraguariensis (yerba mate), 677 nucleotides long. Lineage: Eukaryota; Viridiplantae; Streptophyta; Magnoliopsida; Aquifoliales; Aquifoliaceae. The record is from the annotation of a GenBank genome assembly.